Messenger RNA from Anopheles funestus (African malaria mosquito), 1889 nucleotides. RefSeq lists its product as uncharacterized. The coding region runs from base 259 to 1743 and encodes 494 amino acids. Gene Ontology annotation, cellular component: peroxisome. The transcript has 6 exons. NCBI's taxonomy places the organism in Eukaryota, Metazoa, Arthropoda, Insecta, Diptera, Culicidae. Gene Ontology annotation, biological process: regulation of fatty acid beta-oxidation; protein processing. Gene Ontology annotation, molecular function: serine-type endopeptidase activity. The record is from RefSeq and is a predicted model, not a curated record.
ACAUAUUUGAACAGAACUUGUUUUAAAUAUUGUACUAUCUUAAAUCUAUUAAAAAAAAUUAUUAGAAAAAGCGGUGCAAUCCAACAAAUUAUUUAAAAUUACCGCGAUUCCAACAUUUUGGGCCAUUUGGGUCAUUUUCAUUUCGAUCAGCUGUCAAAGUUUGUUUUGUUUUUGUUUGAAGCAAAUGCGUGUGUUUUGGAAUUUGAAUCGGCGCAUUUUAGUGGAAAUUUUACCAUUCUUUUAAGUGUAUUUUGUGCAAUGAAGAUUCCAACAAUAGCAAAACAUGGUACCAUUUUCUGCACGUCUGGCACCCACAAAGCAUCGGCAAUAUUCCUCGACAAGGAGCUUGUUAUCACAUCCGGAUUAAUUUUGUGUGAUAACGAGUGCUGCGUAGAGCAGCUUAAUAAUGCCGUCAAACACAGUCCUGUUGUAGAGGUUGACAAAUGUGCAGAACUCAAAGACUUCGCUCAGUUGGAUUUUCGCGUUGUUUGUAUGCACGAAAAUGUGUUGCGGGAACAACCGGCUCGCGCUUAUCAAAUAGUAUAUUCCCGAAGGGUGAAAGAAUGUCUGGAAACAAUGCUAGAGGGAUUGCACGUAUGCAUCAACGGUGACAUGAAACCAAUUCGAUCAUAUGCCACCCUUUUUGCCAGCAUUGUUAUUCUGUCGACAAAUCUUUCGAAGCGCAUUGCGAGGGAUCAUAUCAAAGCAUUGCUCGAACGACUUCAACCAUCCAGUAGCCAGGGGGUCCAACUGCUAGAUAAAGUGGUAACCGUAUCGACCCCCUUUGGAGAUGAAUCGUUCUUCAACACGCUUCACGUAGGACAUGUUUCAAACAUUUUCGGUGAACAAGAUUGUGUGCUGCUGCUCGACACACAUCUCAGCUCUGGCUGCCAAGGAGGAGCCGUUUACAACUGCCAAAUGAAAAUGCUAGGUAUUCUUAUCGGUGCCACAUUUAUGUAUCGCAACGAAAAUGUUAGUUUUCCGCUAGCAAUUAAUAUGGAAGAAAUUGGCAGCAUUGUUUUAAACAGAAGAAACCUAUGCCAAAGCUUAUCAACCGCAUUGCCAGCACAAGCGUUUCGUUCCGUUUGCAUGAUUGACUCUCAAGGCUGCUGGGGAACGGGAUGUGCAUUCGAGUUGAACGGUAAACAGUACAUAAUUUCUUGUUCGCACGUGCUCGCAACGGAUAACAUUACAUGUGUGUUUAAUGAUCGAACAAUAAUCCAUCCGAAACUUGUGUACAAAAAUCCAAUCUUCGAUAGUGCGUACGAUAUUGCAUUGAUGGAGGCCACCUUCGAAGCAGAGGCACAAUCGUCGAAUUGGUACUGUCAGCUAGCAAAUUACAUUCCACGCAUCGGUCAACGGUUGUAUGCUGUGGGGUUUCCCGUGUUUAAAUCGUUGGCCAAUGGAUCUAUCUUCAAGCCCAGCAUAAUUCCGGGACGUGCUACAAAGUACAGUGAGGGUAUCCUAUUCACGGAUUGUUCCAUUCAGUGUGGGCAAAGCGGCGGUCCAAUAUUCGACGAGAAUGGUUUAUUGGUAGCAAUCGCUGUAUCAAACUUCAAGAGUUCUUUGGACAAUUUAAUCUACAAUUGCCACAACAUGUGCGUUCCCGUAAAAGAUAUUUACAGCAUUCUGGAAAACUAUUCAAAAACACGUGAUAAAGCAUCCCUUGCAGGAUUACAAGCCGAUUGGAAUGUGCGCUCAAAGUGGAAACUAAAACCUCCAGUUAUUUUAAAUAAACUGUAGCGCCACUAUACCCUUAAAAGUCGGAUAAACGAAUUGAUGGUGAAUGGGAAUGGGAAUUUUACUACAAAUGCUGGACAAUUGGAAUAAAACGGGUUUUUUUUAAAUCUAGGAGUACAAAUAUGGUAACGGCAGUUACCCCAAAAUUA